Cololabis saira (Pacific saury) is the source of this 1825-nucleotide messenger RNA. It is a transcript of the gene vstm4a, whose product is annotated as V-set and transmembrane domain containing 4a. Lineage: Eukaryota; Metazoa; Chordata; Actinopteri; Beloniformes; Belonidae. The transcript has 8 exons. Bases 178 to 1245 code for a protein of 355 amino acids. The record is from RefSeq and is a predicted model, not a curated record.
GGGAGUUUCUAAGUGGGAACAGAGCCUCUACUGUUUCAUAUUACAGAGAAAAGAGGAGAAGAGUUAAUGUUGGGUAAGGGCUCUGGUGGGUUGAGCAGUCAGGCUCUGUUUUGAAUGUAGCUGCUUGUGUAAGUGCUGUGCAGUUGUCUGGGUUUAUGGAUUCACUGACUGUGGAAAAUGUACUUCUCUAUAGUGGUCCUUGUCCUGACUAAGGCUCUGUUUACAGAGGUAUGUCACGCUCUGAAUGUGACGGUCACUCCUGGGCCUGUCGUCUUGGUAACAGAGAGAGACAACCUGACGCUGUCCUGUCUGGUGUCUCAGAGGAAGAGGAGCAGCAGUGUCCUCAUUCUUCGCUGGUUCUUUACUCCUCUUACCACCGCAACACUUGUGCCUCCUUCCUCUGUUCCUCCCACAUCUCCUCCUGAACUCAGUCCAUCUCAGUUUCUGAUCGUGAGGAUGGGCAUCAAGAAACUGAAGCUGUACGGAAACUACACCCGUCGCUUCCCCGAGCCAAAGUUUCAUCUGCACGAUGAAGACGGGGGAGAUGCCUACCGACUGAUGAUCCUCGGGGUGACCGGGAUGGAUCAAGGCUUUUACACCUGUAAAGUUCAGGAGAUCCGAAAACACAAGAACACAUGGAGAGCCUCCUCCAACGGCACCAGCACCACCAAGCUGACAGUGCACUUUACCCAUGAGGAUGAGAGGAGUGAAGGGCUGUUCAAUUUAUUUGCAGACGUGUACCUGUUCGUUGUGCUGAUCUGCUCUCUGGGCCUACUGUCCAUCUUCCUCUUCACCCUCGUUCUAACCUGCCAGUACUUCCAAAGAAGACGCAGGCUUAAAGCCAGUUACCUUCUAGUCAAAUGUCCAGAAAGCAGCUCAGGAGAGACUGUAACCAGCUCAAGCAGCUGCUCCAGUUCCUCUCCAAGGACACCGAAGAAAGAAAUGGGACACAAAACUGACAGAGAAGUGACGGUGUCACCCCCAAAACCACCCAGACAACGACCACUUCACAUACCAGCCAAAGUGCCUGUUGCUGCAAAGAGACCUCAGAAACCCAGGAGGCUGAAGGCUCAGCAAAGGAGAAAUCUCAACCCCCGAGUCUCUCAAGAAGAUAGCCUGACAUAUGCAGAGUUGGAGUUAGUCAGACCCAGGCAGGAGCCGCCAGCCUCCUCCAGUCCUGACCCCACACCCUCCAGCCCCGACGUCGUGUACGCUCAGAUCCUCUUCCAGGAGAAACAGUUGUAGACGUGGCAGCUCGGCACCUCCUGGUGAGGGCACAGAUACACAGCUUUUCCAGGCUGAACUGAAUCCAGUGGCAUCCAAAGGACUAUAUUUAUGAACUAUGAGUAUGAUGUUUUGCUUUGUUUUACGUAAGUAUGUACGCCAAAUCUAUUAGUAAGGGAGGGCUUUUGCUUGUGCAGUUCCUGUCCAGCACAACAGCUUUCGGGGCUUAUAAUUCUGUUGUUUGUUGGCAUCACUGGCCUGUGAGCCACAUGUUUACAAUUUCACUCUUACCAUUAACUUUUCUGCAUAAACUCAGGAAACUGUGUGAGAAGAAACUGUUGUCCUGACUCUCUUACUACAGCACCAUUAGACACUGAAACACUCAGCUCUUUGAGUGCUUUUAUCCUUAAUGUAUUAAUACAUAAUGUUAAUAAAUACACAGGAGUCCGCAGUCUUUGAUUUAUGUAAGUGCAAUUUUUAUUUUUCUCCUCAAAGUGUAAGACAUGUCUCUGCUUCAGAAAUGAAAUAUUUUUGGUCCAAACGAUACAAAACAGCACAAAAUGACAAAUGAAGCAUGUCCAUCAUCUGCCAAUAAAGUAGU